This is a messenger RNA of Corticium candelabrum, 797 nucleotides long. Its product is annotated as Bardet-Biedl syndrome 4 protein-like. Gene Ontology annotation, biological process: cilium assembly; protein localization to cilium. Gene Ontology annotation, molecular function: protein binding. Lineage: Eukaryota; Metazoa; Porifera; Homoscleromorpha; Homosclerophorida; Plakinidae. The record is from RefSeq and is a predicted model, not a curated record. The transcript has 9 exons. Gene Ontology annotation, cellular component: ciliary basal body. The coding region runs from base 107 to 730 and encodes 207 amino acids.
UUGUGGUAGCCUUUCGUUUUGUUAAAAUGUAUUUGAAGUAACUAACUUUAUUAAACCCUUAAUUAAACAAACAGGUCUGAUCGAGUGACGUGAUGGCAAUAUCGACAUGUUGUUAGAUUUCUUCAAACAGGCUCAUCCGUUAAACAAACAGAGUGCAGCCGUUACAAAGCAAGUUGCAAGAUCCUUGUUUCUGCUGGGUAGACACCGAGCUGCACUGGAAGCAUACAACGAUGCCGCUCGAUUGAGUCCAAGAGACUGGCCAUGGGAGAUCUGUCACAAUCAAGGUGUGUGCUACAUACACUUAAAAGAUUACAGUCAGGCUCGGGAAUGUCUACGAAAGGCAAUCCAAUUGAACAGGGCUGUCAUCUCGUUUAUCCAUCUUGGACGUGUUUAUUUACUUCAAGGAGAGAUAAGCAUGGCACAAUAUUUGUAUCGACAAGCUGUUGGAUUUAAUCCCGAGAACCCUGACUUGAUGGCGACUCUAGGAUUGCUGUACCUGGAGACCUCCCAGCCACAGAAAGCUAUGAACAUGCUGGGAAAUGCUUUGACAUAUGACCCAACUCAUUUCAAGGCAAUUCUCACAGCUGGAUCGAUAAUCCAGGGACAGGGAGACAACGACAUUGCUCUAACCAAGUACAGAGCAGUGAUACAGACUGCUCCUGAGUUGCCACAGCUGUGGAACAACAUCGGCAUGUGCUUCUUCAGCAAAGGAAAGCACGUGGCGUUGUAAUCAGCUUCUCAUAGAACUGCUCGACCCAAUUUGCCCAGAGGAUACGAAUCCGAAGCAGUGCCUUGUA